This is a messenger RNA of Phytophthora nicotianae INRA-310, 1759 nucleotides long. RefSeq lists its product as hypothetical. Gene Ontology annotation, biological process: proteolysis. The transcript has a single exon. The coding region runs from base 52 to 1632 and encodes 526 amino acids. Gene Ontology annotation, molecular function: serine-type exopeptidase activity; dipeptidyl-peptidase activity. Lineage: Eukaryota; Oomycota; Peronosporomycetes; Peronosporales; Peronosporaceae. The record is from RefSeq and is a predicted model, not a curated record.
AUCAUUCCCCCUUACAUCUUAUCAGCACCUCGAAGUACUCUAUCGAAAGCCAUGACGUUGCUGCGAGCCUUGUUCGCACUGUGCGUCGUUGCGCUCGUCUGUCUGUCGCCUAUUCACGCCGAGUCCUCAGAGGAACGAGCGCACAAUCUUCAGCGUCUUCAGGACUUCCGUGGUCACGAAUAUUUUGUGCAGUUCGAUGUGCAUCAGUCCGAGGACGAUCCCGUGGCGUUCCCUAUCCAGGAGGACUAUUUUACCAACGCUAUCUUGGACCAUUUCGCCCCCGUGUCCAAACGCUCAACGUGGAAGCAAAGAUACCAAGUGAACGAGGAAUUUUGGGGCGGUCAUGGCUUCCCCGUGUUCCUCUACAUCGGAGGGGAGGGACCACUAGGCCCCAAGGCAAUCACCAACCGCACCUUCAUUUACUACCUGGCGGAGCAGCACCGAGCGCUGCUAUUGGCUCUGGAACACCGAUUCUACGGCAAAUCGUUCCCUACAGAGGACAUGAGUCUGCCCAAUCUUGCGUAUCUCUCCAGCGAACAGGCCUUGGCCGAUUUGGCGCAUUUCCACUCGUUUGUGACGGACAAAUAUGGUCUCACAGAAGAGAAAUGGGUCGCGUUCGGAGGGAGUUAUCCAGGCAAUCUGGCGGCGUGGGUGAAGCUGAAGUACCCUGCAUUAUUCGCUGGAACAGUAGCGAGUUCGGCACCAGUACAUGCUAAAACGGAUUUCUUUGAGUACAUGGAGGUCGUUGGGGAUGGGUUGAGGUAUUUUGGAGGCGGAGAAUGCUACCAUGAAGUGGAAAAAGCCAUUACAGAGCUCGGAGAACUCAUGGAUAGUGGGAAACAAGGUCGCAAUAAAGUAGACGAGCUGUUCAAGCCGUGUUACCCGAUGACUAAUGAGUUCGACGACUCGGUUUUCGAGACGUCGAUAAUGGGAGCAUUCCAGGAUAUCGCACAGUACAAUGCUAUCCACGAAGGAGUCAUGACGUUGAGUGAGGUCUGCAAGCACUUCGCAGAGCCCGGCGAUGCAGUGGAAAAGCUGGCUUCAUUCAUUAAUAAGACGCGUGUUGGUGACUGUCUUGACUCCAAGUUUGAGGGCGCUGCUAACGGCACUGUGGAGGUCUUGAGUCGUGAUCAAUUCGACGGUAAGAGCAGCGCUCGACAGUGGGUUUAUCAGACAUGCAAUGAAUUUGGCUAUUUCCAGACGACGACGAGUGUGCGGUCUCCGUUCCAUGCGCUUCGUGCUGUCACGGAAGCGAAUGUCGGUACGGAGAUCUGUAAGCGCGUGUACCAAAUGGACGUGGCUCCGGAUGUUGCUGGUGCUAACCGCGACUAUGGCUCGCUCGGUAUUGAAGUGGAGAGAGUGACUUUUCCGAGCGGAACUAUUGACCCGUGGCAUGCACUGGCAGUACAGAACUCGACCAAGUUGCAUUCGUACUCGGCUGAAGCUGUGUUCAUCGAAGGCACAGCUCAUUGCGCCGACAUGUACUACCCGAGCGAAAAGGAUACGCCGCAACUACAAUGGGCUCACGAUAAAAUCGCUGCCAGAGUCGAAUGGUAUCUACAAGACGUCGACUACAGUAGCAGACCAGUGGCGACGGCGCUCACCCCUGAAGAAGUCCAAGCCGUCGAGUAAGAGUUUGUCGUUGUAGAAGUCCACUUCAACUAGACUUCGUACUUAAUUCGAACAGAACUCCAUGUUCAAAACACAAUAUCGUGUGAUUACACAAAAUACAGAUCCUACACAUUCUCACGUGGCAGCA